AUGGUGGAAGCAUACACUGGCAUGACCACACUGACAAAGGAGAACCACGUGAAACUGACCAAGCAGGUAACAGAUAUGGUCAAUGAACUAGCCAAGAAGCUACAGGAACCGACCACCCACUACUCGACUACGAGACAGGCUCCUCGACCGUUGACUACCAGUCAGACCAGGAAGAGCUCCACUUCACACAGCCCAGACACAACUUCUGAAGCCACCACAACUCGCAGAGGACGAAGUACCACCAAGCAGACUACGCGACCUUUAAACUCCAGGACCCCGCUACCCUGGAACAAAGUAGCGGGGACCACUGCCAUACCCACCAGAGUUGGACGGAGGAAAGACCAGGUAGUCAUCAACGACCACCCAGCGCUACCAGAACAGACCACCCCCACGGAGAUUACCCUGGACAGCAACGACAGGAAGGCCCUAUGGGAACCAAAACCACCACAGACAGUGGAAGUGACUGCCGUAACCCUCGACCGAGUAAAACCCCGGCAAAUGUAUCCGGCGAAGGAAUGGAGGGUCCUCCUAAAGAAGCACGAUGUGCACCCAGUUGCCAUCUGGUUCCCGUGGAGGACCUCAGUAGAGAUCCUAGUGAGGACCGAAGAGCUACCGAAGCUGAAGGCGCUCACAGCUGCAAUGAACCGCGAAGCACAGAUACUCGACCCGACCAAGAGGAAGGACGGACAGCCGGGACCUCUCUCUCAAGCAGCGAUCACCACGGCCGUCAAUAUCAGGCUGAAAGAUCUACAAUACGAGCGGCACUGGACUGCCAGACACUACCUCGAGCAAAUAGUCAGAAAUCUGAUAGCGCUACUCCCGGACGAUCUGAACAAAACGAUGCUGUACCACAAACUGAACACGGCCACAGCACCGCCAACUGCCAACGACGAUACAACAGACAACCCGUUCCUACCCAGCUAG
Molecule: messenger RNA, 924 nt
Organism: Gregarina niphandrodes
Lineage: Eukaryota; Apicomplexa; Conoidasida; Eugregarinorida; Gregarinidae
Exons: 1
Coding region: 1-924 (307 amino acids)
Source: RefSeq, a predicted model, not a curated record